AUGAAAAGAAUUUUUGUGUUCGUUUUACCGGCAAAAAAACAUUUUGCAUGGGAAUUUCAAUUCAAGGUGUAUGUUAAAGGAAAGGGAUUAUGGAGUCAUCUAGAUGAUGUUUCUAAGGCACCGACGGAGAAAACUGCUUUAGAUGCGUGGGAAACUAAAGAUGCUCAAAUCAUCACUUGGAUUCUCAAGAGUAUUGAUCCUCAGAUGAUCAAUAAUUUACGCUCUUUUUCAACUGCUCAAGAAAUGUGGAAUUAUUUGAAGCGCAUUUACAACCAAGACAAUUCGGCAAAACAUUUUCAGUUGGAGUUAGAAAUAGCCAACUAUAAACAAGGUGCUUUGUCUAUUCAAGAAUACUACUCUGGUUUCUUAAAUCUCUGGACAGAACACUCUUCUAUUAUACAUGCUAAUGUUCCCAAGAUCUCUCUCGUGGUUGUUCAAGAGGUUUACAACACUAGUAGGCGAGAUCAAUUUCUCAUGAAAUUACGUCUAGAAUUUGAGGUUGUCAGAGGUGCCUUGCUGAAUAGGAAUCUUGUUCCUUCUGUAGAUACAUGUGUUGGAGAACUUCUAAGAGAGGAACAACGUCUUAUUACUCAAGGAGCCAUGUCUCAUGAAGCUACCAUUUUCGAGCCCGUGACGGUUGCAUAUGUUGCUCAAAGUAAAGGUAAAAGUCGUGAUAUGAGACAGGUUUAG
This is a messenger RNA of Lathyrus oleraceus (garden pea), 690 nucleotides long. RefSeq lists its product as uncharacterized. The transcript has a single exon. The record is from RefSeq and is a predicted model, not a curated record. Bases 1 to 690 code for a protein of 229 amino acids. NCBI's taxonomy places the organism in Eukaryota, Viridiplantae, Streptophyta, Magnoliopsida, Fabales, Fabaceae.